Messenger RNA from Monoraphidium neglectum, 666 nucleotides. RefSeq lists its product as hypothetical. Bases 1 to 666 code for a protein of 221 amino acids. The record is from RefSeq and is a predicted model, not a curated record. The transcript is spliced from 4 exons. Lineage: Eukaryota; Viridiplantae; Chlorophyta; Chlorophyceae; Sphaeropleales; Selenastraceae.
AUGCGGACGAUCACCCUGGGAGGGCCUAUGGCCCACCUUCAGUCGCGGUUAGAGCAGGCAGAGGGCAGGGCGGCGGCGCUGCAAGCAGAGGCCCGCCACUGGCAGCUCAUGUCCGCCCAGCUCGACGCCGCCGCCUCCAAGGCGCAGCAAGACGCGCGCGACGACCACCAGGCGGCCGACGCGCUGCGGGCAGCCAACGCUGACCUGGCGCUGCGGUUGUCGGACGCGGAGGGUCGGCUGCAGGAGACCGCAGCGCUGCUGUCUGACGAGCGGGAGGCGGCGGCGGCCCAGCUGGAGGAAGCUGGGGAGAAGCUGCGGCGGCUGGAGGUGCAGCUGAAACAGUCAGACGAGGAGCUGCAGGAGGCGCGGCGCGUCAGGGAGGUGGCGGCGGAGCGCCUGGAGCGCACGCGGCAGCGGCUCGGACUGAGCGAUGUGGAGGCGCGCCAGUACCUGCAGGAGCUCGAUCAGGCGCGCCGCGAGGCGGGGCAGCUGCGGCGCGAACGCGACCAGCUGGCCGCCGACGGCGCGUCGCUAAGGCGGCAGUGCGACGACCGUGCCGCACACGCGGGCGUGCUCCUCGCCAGCAACCACAGGCGCGUGCGAGCGCGUACAAACGUGUGGUAUCUGUUCAGCAACCUCAUCUCCCGAAGCGCCAGCGGGGCAUAA